AUGACCACCACAGCUCCAGUUCGGAAGAAGACCCGUACCUCUUCGGCAUCCAAGGUCGACCUCAACCUCAUCAUACCUUCCUGUCAGAGGCGUUCUUGCACUACAACUAGGUCUCGUAGUACUAGUACGCCUGAGAAGACGUCUAGACGAGGUAGAAAGAAGACUGCUGCUGCUGGUGGUGGUGCUCCUCAUGCUUCGGGCAUGCCCGAGUUCGAGCGUAACGAGUACCGGAGGUUGGUCCAGCACAUGGUACGCAUGAACAAGGAGUUGGCUGCGCCUUUCAUGAAGCCUGUCCCCAAAUGGGUUCCUGGUUACUACGAGGUGAUCACUAUUCCAGUCGAUAUAUCGAUGAUACUCAAUCGGCUCGACUCUUGGUUUUACGCAUCCCGUGCUGAUUUCGAAGCCGACAUGAGGCAGAUGUUCGUCAACGCCUACACCUUCAAUCAGCCCGGGUCUCUUGAGUACGAGUACGCCCUCGAGCUCCACUCUAUCUUCAACACAAUGAUGUCGACUGCUCUUGACAAGGUAUUGCAGCACCUGGCGGAAGAGUACGAGAAGGAAGUGCGAUCCACCACGAGUAGUGGUCGGAAACGUAAGCGACGAUCGACGUGA
Molecule: messenger RNA, 612 nt
Organism: Perkinsus marinus ATCC 50983
Lineage: Eukaryota; Perkinsozoa; Perkinsida; Perkinsidae
Product: bromodomain-containing protein, putative
Exons: 2
Coding region: 1-612 (203 amino acids)
Biological process (GO): chromatin remodeling; positive regulation of transcription by RNA polymerase II
Cellular component (GO): histone acetyltransferase complex
Molecular function (GO): protein binding; histone H3 acetyltransferase activity
Source: RefSeq, a predicted model, not a curated record